GGCGGGGGCCGGCCCGGGCGGGGCAGCGGCGGCGCGUCACUCUCCGGCCGCCCCGGCGCGUCCCUCCGCCGGGUGUCUCCUCACGGGCGGCCAGCGCCCCGGGUGUCCCCCCCUGUCCCUGUGUCCCCUCCCCGCCUCACUCGGAGCCCAUGAGCCUCCCCGAGGGGCUGUGACAGCGCCCGGCACCGCCGCACGGCCCCCUCUGUUCUCAGUGUCUCUCCUGAAGGGAUGGAGAACUCAUCGGUGGCGUCGGCCUCCUCGGAGGCGGGGAGCAGCCGCUCUCAGGAGAUUGAGGAGCUGGAGCGUUUCAUCGACAGCUAUGUCCUGGAGUACCAGGUGCAGGGGCUGCUGACAGAUAAAACGGAGGGGGACGGAGAGAGCGAGAAGACACAGUCCCACAUCUCGCAGUGGACGGCAGAUUGUAGUGAGCAGCUUGAUGGCAGCUGUUCCCCAUCCCGAGGGAAGGGCUUGUCGUCUCACGAACACAAUCAGGAAGAGUGGGAUCACAGCAGCAGCGGGAGCGCAGGAUCCCGGCCGGGCUCAGGCUCCAGACGUGGGUCUGGAUCCAGGUCCGGCAGCCGCGGGAGAAGCAGCCAGUUCAGGCAAUCGAUCAAGAACGGCAACAAGGAGACCUCCCUUGACAUGCUGGGCACGGACAUCUGGGCUGCCAACACCUUCGACUCCUUCAGUGGCGUGACGUGGGACUCGCAGCCUGAAAAACUUGAUUUCACCCAAUUUCACAGGAAGCUGCGGAACACCUCCAAACACCCAUUGCCUCACAUAGACAGAGAAGGGCUUGGAAAAGGGAAAUACGAGGAUGGCGACAGCAUCAACUUGAACGACAUAGAGAAAGUCCUUCCGGUGUGGCAGGGUUACCAUCCGUUGCCUCAUGAAGCUGAAAUCGCACACACCAAAAAACUCUUCAGAAGGAGGAGAAAUGACCGGAGGAGACAGCAGCGACUUCCCAGUGGGAACAAGCCUCAGCAACAUGCAGAUCAUCAGCAAGGUGGCACCAAACACAACAGGGACCACCAGAAACUCUACCAAGGAGGCCAAGCCCCUCACUCCUCGGGCAGGACGGGCCACCAUGGCUACAGCCAGAACCGGAGAUGGCACCACAACCAGAAGCACUCACCCAAUGACAAAGAAACGCACAGAAACGCCAAAGAGACUGAGAAUUUGAAAAUCGAGGACGCCUCCGUCUGCACGGUGCACAUUCCGGUGGAGACGCACCGAGGCCCGGAGGCCGUGGAGAAGCCGUCUCAGCAGUUCGUCCAGGAGUCGGAGACCAAGCGGAAAGACAGUGUUCACGAGCGCAUUGGGGAAAGACCCAAAAUCAAUUUGCUUCAGUCUUCCAAAGACAGGCUGCGGAGGAGGCUAAAAGAAAAGACGCCUUGUCUUUCCCUUUUCACGGACCAGGACGAAGUCACGGUGGAAAACACCAAUCCCGAAAAGAACAAAAUGGACAAAUUAAUUGAAAUCCUAAACAGCAUGAGGAACAACAGCAGCGACGUUGACUCCAAGCUCACCACCUUCAUGGAGGAAGCCCAGAACUCUACCAACUCUGAGGAGAUGCUGGGGGAGAUAGUCAAGACCAUCUACCAGAAGGCGGUGACGGACCGCAGCUUUGCAUCCACGGCAGCCAAGCUCUGUGACAAAAUGGCCCUUUUCAUGGUGGAAGGAACCAAAUUCCGGAGCCUGCUCCUCAACAUGUUGCAGAAGGAUUUCACCAUGCGGGAGGAGUUGCAGCAGCGGGAUGUGGAACGUUGGCUGGGGUUCAUCACCUUCCUCUGCGAAGUCUUCGGCACCAUGAGGAGCAGCACCGGAGAACCUUUCCGAGUCCUCGUCUGUCCCAUUUAUACCUGCCUCAGGGAGUUAUUGCAAUCUCAGGAUGUGAAGGAAGACGCUGUGCUCUGCUGCUCCAUGGAGCUGCAGAGCACCGGCCGGCUGCUGGAGGAGCAGCUGCCCGAGAUGAUGACGGAGCUGCUGGCGAUAGCCCGCGACAAGAUGCUGUGUCCCUCCGAGUCCAUGCUGACGCGCUCCCUGCUGCUGGAGGUCAUCGAGCUGCACGCCAACAACUGGAACCCCCUGACGCCCACCAUCACGCAGUACUACAACAAAACCAUCCAGAAACUGACGGCCUGAGGGGCACGGCAAGGUGGGGUGGGAAGGGCCGAGGAGAAGACACAAACACUUUGAUGGGGAUCCAGCAAGAGCUUUUCCCAUUUCAAUCCCCCCAGCAAGACCAAACCCCAGCAUGCUCGAGAAUCCGUUCGUGGGGUGGGGAGGGAGAAGCAUGUUUCUUUUUUUCAGCCACGUCGCCAAGUGCCACCCCUCUUCUUCCCCGCCGUGGUUUUUGUUCUAGGGGGUGUUUCUUUUUGUUUCUUCUGAACUCAUUGCUCAAGCGGCAGCAACGCAUCCUGCCGGGUUAUUGUUAAGAAGAUGGAGAAUAAUCCAAGUAGGGGCUGGUAUUGUUUUCACGCCGUCCUCCUGCCUUGCCCCGGCCAACUGGCAGGAGACAGCAGGCAGCAGAUGUCUCGGGAGGACAAAGCCAGACACACACGACACCAGAUGCUCAUAAUUGAUGGCUUUUGUCGAGCGGGGGCUUGCGUUAGGUUUUAUCCCCCCCCUCAGCCUUUCCUCUUGUCUUCGACUUUCUGUGUGUCCCUCCCCUCCCCGCCAGCCCUUCAGCAGCGGGCGGGAGAGCGGGGAUAGCUUUCUGAUUUGCACUGGGUUUUCUUUUUUCUCGGGCGUUUGUAUUUUCUUCCUGUUUUGUUGUUCUCGUUGAACGGACAAUUGCGAGCAGCUCGGAGACGGGGAAGGCAACACCUUCCCGCGAGCUGAUAACCGUUUACGUGAAGAUGCUGAAGCAGGAGGAGUAUUUUCCAGGAGUCCAAAAGCCACUUGUAGAAGUAACGUCGCCACCGUCGUCUUGCUAGUGACCUCCUCGAUGGACUGAGAAACGUGUCCUCUGAGCUGGGAGCUCUAAAAACCAGGGGAUUCUGCAGCUCUUGCUGUUAAAUUCACCGUUAUCCCUCAGCCACUAUAGCCCAUUUCAUAAUGUUAUUUUUUUGUUUGUUUGUUUCCAUUGAAGGAGUGCUUUAUUGUAAUUAAUGUCCUGGUUGUAAUUAUACAUUUAAAUCCAGGCCUGUUAAGAGUCAGGCCUAAUGGUGUACAGGGCGAGGGAGUAAUGAAGGUUUGAUGUUCUUUGGAGACUGGGAAAGACAAGGUGUGAAUAGCGGAAAAAAGGAGGAAAAAUAAGAAAAGCCAAAAAUAGAGGUUUUUGAGCCUGGCUUCGAACUAGGUGAAUUUGCUCGCCAGUGUUUCUGGGUGUGUGGUGGACGGGAGUGGAUCUGCCCCAAGGUUGGUUUAAGUGUCGCUGUGUCCUGGAGGGAUGGGCGAUGUGUUCAGAGGAGGACAGUUUGCCCGGGGAUCCCCAUGUAUCUCUGUGCUGGAGCAUCCUGAGGCAGAGGGGGAUGACGGCGAGAUGCCACCUGGGUGAGGAGAUGCCCAGAGAAUGAGGACGCUGGAAUGGACUGACACACCACAGCAUUGCAUCACUCCCCAGAUCGUCAACAAGUCUUGGUGGUCUCCUUAUUUGCUUGUCUAGUGAUGCUUUGACUUAUUAAAUCACAUCAGGUGCUUAUUUCAGUGAAGCCUCACGGGGAUUUGAGCUGCCCCAUCCCACUGGCGCAGUGGAAGAGAAGCCAAGGAAAGCAUGAUGCCGGCAGCCCAUCCUGUUUUGCUUCCCAAUAUUCAAUUUAUUUUCCUUUCCUGGUGUAAGAAGAUAACUCACACCGUGGUGCCAGCUCACACAGACCCCAGACCGAGCAGGCUGGGUCUGAACUCAGCAGCUCAAACCCAUUUUUUCCAAGCAAAACACUGAAUUUCUGGUAGAUUGUAGAGAAGCGAGAUUUCACCCUGACCUCUUUGGAUGUGCAGUAUGUUCUCGGGUGCCUUAUGAAUGUGUUGGUCUGUCUGCGAUGGGGAGGAAGCUUUUGUUGCAAAAUUUAAAAGGGCAGAAAUUUUCAGCAUAAAAUGCGUUGCAGAAGGGGAGAGUCCUGAUGCCACGGUUCAACAUUAUUUGAAUUUUCAUCUGUUUUCUUGUCCACACGCGGAGCAAAAGGCGAGAGCUGGAAACAGGAGCUUGAAUUUUUCUGUCUGCCCAGCAAGCGGCAAAGUUAUUGGUGGAUGUGUCAGAAAAACUUGAUUUCUGCUUCAUGGAUUCAAGCCCAGGAGCUUCACAUGGUGACAGCACCUUGUGCUGGGUCGGCUUCAUUAGCAGCAAUGGGGUUUGAAAGUAUUAACGAGCAGCUGAACUUAAUUAAGGCAGCAAAGCCCAUCAGUGUUACAAGGCUCAGGUUUGUGCCUGUUGCUCUUGGCUUUCCCCGAUUUCUCGGGGAGCAGAGAAGGGGAUUUAACACCCAUCACAGCGCACCUAGGUGCAGUGUCGGUCUUCUGGGAGAAGACCUGAAAUCCACUUUUGUCUUUAAUUUUAUUUUUUAAAAUAAAGAACAGAAUAGUUCUAUAAGGGGGGCAGAGACAGAUGGGUGCCAGGGCUCCCAUCGCCACUUCUCUCUUCCCCUACCUACAGAAUUCGCUCUUGCGAUGUAGUGAAAGAAGAAGGAUAAAAACAAAAACCCAGAGAAGAUGAGACUUUUUCCUUCUAAAAAAUGUGAAUUCUUCACCCAUCGGUGCAUCAGGAGGCGUUCGGAGGCGAAGGGUGAGCCCCGUGGCAGUAUUUCUGCUUAAGCAUUUCCCUAUUCCUACCAACCAUGAGGGUUUAUUCAGUUGUCCCCCCAACUGGGCUUGGCCCAUGACUUUCCCCCCAACAUCUGGGAUUUCUCCCACCGAAGAACUUUUAUGUGAAACCCAUUGUUUUUUAACGUCUCGCCAUUUGUCUCUGCUAUUAAUGUACGUUCAUCCAGCCGUUAACUGCUUCGGUACGUCAGUCGCUCCAUCGAUACAUGAAAAAAAUCAAAACGUUGACCAAAAAUUGAUUUUUUUUUCCCAAAAAUUACAUGCUGCCAAUGGUAUCUUUCUGAAGCCCAUCAGUGGGAAGCCGGUGAGCAUAUGGCAUCAUUAACCAUGGUACCAUCUUGGGAAAACAGGUACCAUGAGGUCAUUUGAUGGGGAGCAGUGCUGGGAAGUUUUUGGGGUUUCAUUGAGUAUUUUCUUCUUUUGUUUUUGACUUCUGUUUUUUUUUAAUCGACUUUCUUUAGAAACAGUCGCCAAAGAGUGUAACUCUACACUGUGCAUCUUUGAAGGUGCAAAGCCACCGGCUACAUCGCCCCAAAUUAGCCAGAUUUCAUCUUUGCCGUUCCAUAAAAGUAUCUGUUUGGGGUUUUAAUAUCUUUUAAUGUAUUUUCCCCAUCAGCAAAGGGGGAAAAUUUCCUCCUUGGGCCAAACGUGUGUGGGGCCAAACCUGGGGGUGGCGUAAAGGCUGAAGCAUCCACAGGGGAGCAAUGCUCUGCGCCGGUCCCCCCUGGACGCAAAGCGUUUAAUUCACCCCAUUCCCAGCGAAAUUAUUUCCAAACUGAAGAUUUUUUGCUACUCACAAAGUAACUUGCUCAGUUUCCCCAUGAGGGUUUUCACCCCUGUUUGGAAAAGUCUCAUAUAUGGAGGUGAAAUGAAAAUGGGGGGCAGAGAGGGAGAAAAGGAAAAGUAAGCGAUUUGCUUUGUUCCCCUCUUCCCCCAAUGGAGAUUAAUUAGUAUCUAUUCUUGGCAUGAUUGAUGGCUUUGAAGGAAAACUUGUCAGAAUAACUUAUGAUUUAUUUUCAUGCUUAUUUUUAUAGCAUCCCUCACUUGGAAGUCUCUCAAAAUCUUAAAUAGGUUUGGUUUUUUAAUUUUUUAAUUUCCCCACUGGGUAUUUUAUGGCUUUACACUAAUUUCGCUCUUCUUGGUGUUAGUUAUUAGCCGGUCCCGGUGAUACUUGCAGUAUUUUUUCAGGCAAAAAUGACACUAAGGGUUGCGAAGUCCACUGUCGAUAGCCAGGGGAGCUGCGGUGUCCUGCAGAACAUGGAGUUGAAUGCUAGCGAUUCAUUAUUAUUUUUUUUAAUGUAUUUAUUUACAUUUUAAAAAAGAAGAAAAAAAAAAAAGCUACAUUUUUAAUUUAAUCAUAUUUGUUAAACUAAGUGCUUUAAAAAAAAAAUUUAAAAAAUAUUUAAAAAAAAAAAGGAAAAAGGUUUUGGGGAGAAUAAAGACUAGAUAUUCAUACUAGAGGAAACACAAAUUCAUUGUUUUCAGCAUUUCAGAGACUGUUAAAACAAGGGAGAUAAUAACUCUUUGUGGCAAUUCAGUCUUUGUUUAUAGAACAUCCAGACCCACUGUAUGCUAUAAAAAUGCAUCAUCUGAGUAAUAAAUGUUUAAAGCUUGA
Molecule: messenger RNA, 6376 nt
Organism: Columba livia (rock pigeon)
Lineage: Eukaryota; Metazoa; Chordata; Aves; Columbiformes; Columbidae
Gene: CTIF
Product: cap binding complex dependent translation initiation factor
Exons: 13
Coding region: 229-2145 (638 amino acids)
Biological process (GO): regulation of translational initiation
Cellular component (GO): cytosol
Molecular function (GO): RNA binding; translation activator activity; protein binding
Source: RefSeq, a predicted model, not a curated record